Messenger RNA from Sporisorium graminicola, 2424 nucleotides. RefSeq lists its product as uncharacterized. Bases 1 to 2424 code for a protein of 807 amino acids. Lineage: Eukaryota; Fungi; Basidiomycota; Ustilaginomycetes; Ustilaginales; Ustilaginaceae. The transcript has a single exon. Gene Ontology annotation, molecular function: GTP binding. Gene Ontology annotation, cellular component: nucleolus. The record is from RefSeq and is a predicted model, not a curated record.
AUGGGUCGACAGCAAAGGAAGGAGGACCGACAGGCGCGCAAGAAGACCAAGAUCUCGGCUACCCAGUCCCACGCCAAGAAUGCUUCCGGUGCCUCCAACAGUGUCGGCAAGCAGACCACCAACGCUGGGUUCGUCUUCAACAAGAACCAGUUCACCAGCCUCAUCAACAAGGGCAAAGCUCGCCAACAGCAACAGAUACAGCAGCAGCAGGUAGCCGCUCAACGAGGAUCAGCAGUAGCACCAAAUGGAACCCAAGCCAGAAUGGAUAUGGACGUGUCCACGCUCGGCGAUGCGGCCGAGGGCAGUGCAGCCGCAGCAGCUCGAUUGCGAGACGAGAUUGCCGGAGCAGCAGCGACAUCCAACUCGCACGACGUUGCCAAUGAGGCAAACGAGGAUGGACCAAGUGCCUUCUUUGCAGCUUCAGGGCUACAACUGGACCCUACGCUGACCGGAAAGCGUGACAGUUCCAUCAAGGCGUACAUGCGCGAGCUGCGCAAAGUGGUCGACAAUGCCGAUGUGCUGCUCGAAGUGCUCGAUGCCCGUGAUCCGCUUGGAUGCCGAUCUCUCGAGACCGAAAGAAUGCUUCUUCGAGCAGGCAAAAAAAUCGUUUUGAUCCUCAACAAGAUCGAUCUCGUGCCCAAGUCGAAUGUCGAAGCAUGGCUCCGAUACCUUCGUCACGACUUCCCCACGCUCGCCUUCAAAGCCUCGACUCAAUCGCAGCGCACCAAUCUCUCGCAGGGUGCCAACGCGGUCAACUACUCUAAACCCACCACCAACACUGCAGGAGCAGACGUGAUCACAGGUGGGUCCGAAGCCAUCGGUGCCGGCGCUCUACUGCAACUCAUCAAAAACUACUCUCGCAGUCUCAACCUCAAGACCUCCAUCGCAGUCGGCGUCUUUGGUGCACCCAACGUGGGCAAAUCGAGUGUGAUCAACUCGCUCAAACGCGCGCGCGUCUGCAGUGUCGCUUCCACGCCCGGCCACACCAAGGUGGUGCAGAGCGUGAUGCUCGACAAAUCGGUGCGCCUGCUCGAUUGCCCCGGUAUCGUCUUUUCCGACGAAUCCGCCGCUGGAGCCGCUGCGCUCGGACUUUCCCCCGAAGAAAUUCAGAUCAGACGUCAAUCGGCUCUGCUGCGCAAUGUCGUCAAGGUGGAGCUCGUCGAGGAUCCCAUCACCCCCGUCGAGGCGAUCAUGGCCAGGGUCGAGUCGGAACACUUGAUGCAGGUGUAUGGACUCGAGUGGUUCCAGGAAGGUGAUGCCCAGGAUCUCUUGAUGCGGAUCGCCGUGCAGCGCGGGAGGAUGGCUAGGGGAGGCAAGAUCGAUAUCGAGGGCACUGCGAGGAGCGUGCUGCACGACUGGAAUGUUGGCAGGAUCAAAUACUACACGCAUCCCCCUGCGUUGCAUCGUUCUGCUAUCCUUACGGAUCAUUCCAAGCAAACUGGCGGUGGUGCGGCAGAUGCCUUGACCAGGAGCAUCGGUGGCGUCGAAGCCGAGGAAGGCAAGAAGCUCGAGCAGAGCUCUGCUAUCCUGAGCGGGUUUAGCGAGGCGUUCGAUCUGGCAGGCUUGUUGGGCGAAGCGGAUGCAGAGGUUUUUGGUGUGGGGACGGGGCAGUCGAGCUUACCGCUGCCUGAAGCUCCCGCGCCAAGAUAUGCUGAGGAGGAAGAGCCGGAAGAAGAGAUCCAGGACGACCAUGAGCCUGUGGUAGCGGUCGAAACAGCAGCACAGCCGGUGGAAGAGGCGGAUACAUCACGUCGAUCCACACUAGGCAAACGGUCUCGAAUGGCGGCUUCCGACUCGGACGACGACAACGACGACUCGGAUGACGACGAUGCAGCGUUUGCUUCACGACGUCGGGCGAUCGGCGUUCCCGGACUGGACCCUCACUUUGACGACGACGACGACGACGAGAAGCAAGCCAUUCCCUCCGACCUUCCCGCUACCACUAUUGAUGCUGCUACCGCCAGCACCAAUGGAUGGAAGGACAAACUCACCGCCAAAGCCGCAGCCGCAUCUGCCACUUCCAAGCGCACCGCCGAACUCUCGCUCGCCUUUUCCGCCGAGGAGUUGGCGCAGAUGGCCCCCUCCACAGGCGCCUCGCGACGCAAGCUCAAGAAGCUCAAGAAGCGUGCGGACCGCGCGGGCGCUGGGCUGGUGGGUCAGUUCCAGGAGCACAAGCUGGGUGAGGGCGAGGCAAUGGCGAAUGACGGUGGCGAUGGCAAGGGGAUCGGUGGGGGCAUGUUUGGUAACGUGAAGGUGAAUGGCGGAGCGAAGAAGGUCGCACAGGCGGCGAAGAGGAAGGGCACGGGAAGUAUGUUUGAUGUUCUGUUGGAGGGUCAGGAUAUGGAGAGUGAAGAUGAGGUCGAAGAUGAGGCCAAGGGGGACAAUGUGGACAAGGCAGACGACGACUUUGAAGAAGAGCUGUAG